Molecule: messenger RNA, 2101 nt
Organism: Closterium sp. NIES-67
Lineage: Eukaryota; Viridiplantae; Streptophyta; Zygnematophyceae; Desmidiales; Closteriaceae
Source: the annotation of a GenBank genome assembly
CCUCAAGUAUUUGCAGGUCUGCACGCCAGUUUAUGGCGGCUUUCUAGAUUCCUGUCACCUCUUGUGUGGGGAACGGAAGUACCAAAUUUGGACACUAAGUGAAGAGCUCGGAGCUGACUAAGUGCCUUUCUGAUACUGGUGUUUCAGCUUCGAGGGAACGGACCUUCGCUCGUCCAGAACCUGGCCAAAGCUAAUUGUUCCAGAUUCGUUCAGUCUUUUUAGCUACGAAACAGCUUCGCAGGCUCCCGUUCGUCGAAACUUCUUCACGCUGGCGAGCCGCUUUAUCGGCCAUUAGUGACCAUCACACAAACUCCUGUCGUUCUCUUCCUACACUCACUAGCCGUGCUCUCGCUCUCCGUAUAAUCACUCGUCGCCGGUCGCCAUGGACGUCGAGCGGCUCCUGUUUGCGGGAACGACGAUCAACAGGAAGCGGUUCAAAAAGGACAUCGACGUGUUCAAGGUGCGUGAGCCGACGACGCCAGCAGCUCAAGCUGCUGCGUCUCCCCCAGAAGAGAAUGAUUCGGAGCGUCCGGACGGUGGUGCUUCCGGUUCCGGCGCGUCAGGGGGAGAGGCAUCUGGGAAGAAGAUCGACCCUGUUGAGCAUGCAGCAGUGCUGCGCAAGCGCCAUCGCAUCCACGUGUCAAGCCACCUGGUGACGGCUCCCUUGGAAUCAUUUCAAGAGCUUGCGGACAAGUUCAACUGUCGGCGCCGUCUCUUGAGGAAUUUGCAGGAGAUGGGGUUUGAGGAGCCAACGCCCAUCCAGAGGCAGGUGGUGCCACUGCUGCUGAAGAGGCAGGAGUGCUUCGCGUGUGCGCCCACGGGGUCAGGGAAGACCGUCGCCUUCCUGCUGCCCAUCGUCAUGGGGCUCAAGACCCAUUCCCCUGACGCCAUACGAGCGGUCAUCCUGGUGCCAACACGGGAGCUGGCGCUGCAGAUAUCACGGGCGCUGAAGCAGCUGGCAGCCGGCACCAAGCUCAGAGCGCGGCUGCUGACCAAGGCCACGGCCAAGUGUGUGGACCUCAAGGGGGCUGCGUGUGACGUGCUCAUCUCCACGCCCCUGAGGCUGGCUCACCUGGUGUCUGAAGAAAAGGUCGAUCUGAGCCGGGUGCAACACCUGGUGUUGGACGAGGCGGACAAGCUCUUCGAGAUGGGCUUUGUGGAGCAGAUCGACGGCAUCGUGGCGGCGUGCACCCUGCCCUCCCUCACCCGAGCCCUCUUCUCCGCCACGCUGCCUGAAGCCGUCGAGCAGAUGGCUCGCUCUGUCAUGCACGACCCUGUGCGGAUUGUUGUUGGGGACAGGAAUGCAGCAGCAGAGACGGUGCAGCAGAAGCUGGUGUUCGUGGGCACGGAGGAGGGCAAGCUGCUGGCGAUGCGGCAGCUGCUGCAGCAGGGCGUGCGGCCACCCGUGUUGAUAUUCGUGCAGAGCAAGGAGCGCGCACAGCAGCUCUUCUCCGAGCUCUCCUUUGAUGGCCUUAAUGUUGACGUGAUACACGCCGACAGAUCUGUGGCUCAGAGGGAGCACGUGGUGGACUCGUUCCGCGAGGGCAAGGUGUGGUUCCUGAUCGCCACGGACCUCAUGGGACGAGGGAUGGACAUCGCGGGGGUGAAUGUGGUGGUCAACUACGACUGCCCGCAGACCACCGCCGCUUACAUCCACAGGAUAGGUCGCAGUGGACGGGCGGGUCGGCCAGGCGAGGCGGUAACGUUUUACACUGAAGAAGAUGAGCCGAAUUUGAGAGCCAUAGCCAACGUCAUGGCGCAGUCUGGCACUGAGGUGCCAGCUUGGAUGAAGAACUUGCCCAAGCGGCGGUUGAGGAAGCACAAGGACGGGGAGAAGGCGGUUGCUCUGCCGCCCAAGCGAGCUCCGAUUUCCACACACCCUGCGGCGCAGGCUAAAGGGGUGAAGCGUCGAAAGGUGGCUGCAAAUAAGGGCAACUAGUGUCGAGAGUUGAUGUUGUAAGCUUGGAUGCGAUGGUAGUUAAAUCAGAAGGAAAUGUUGUGAUUGUUCUGUAGCUAGAGCAAAUUGUUGGCUAACAGGAGUGGUUAUGGCUAUGGGCAAAGAGGCCCUGAGUGAAUUUGAGAAGAAAUGUGCAAACCAUGU